Molecule: messenger RNA, 456 nt
Organism: Paramecium tetraurelia
Lineage: Eukaryota; Ciliophora; Oligohymenophorea; Peniculida; Parameciidae
Exons: 1
Source: RefSeq, a predicted model, not a curated record
CGACGACUUAUAAAACUAAUUAUAAUAAGCUUUCGAUUUGGCCAGAAAGACUGAAGACGCAAAGAGAUAAGCCUUUGAAGCCUACAACACCCUCUUAACCAGAGACAUGAACAAGCUCAACUCCGCCAUCGCCAACUUAGAAGCUGAAAUCUAAUCAUUGGCUGACUAACUCGCUGCCACCCACAGCUCAUAAGAUGACAACACCGCCAGACAUGAAGCCAAGACCUAAUAAAGAGAUGACAGAAGAGCUGAAUGCUAAUAAGCUGCUUAUGAAUAUUAAUAAAGAAGAUCCGCCAGAGAUGCUGACAGACAAACUGUUUCUGACUUGAUUGGUCACUUGAACACCAACAUGAGAGACUUAAAGGAAUACAUCGCCAUGAGAGUUGCUGCUGGUGAUACUGAUUUGGGAUAAUGAGUAUAUAACAAUAUACCUAUUUUUACAUAACAGCUUUCCAU